Messenger RNA from Misgurnus anguillicaudatus (oriental weatherfish), 1892 nucleotides. RefSeq names its product family with sequence similarity 131 member C (gene fam131c). Lineage: Eukaryota; Metazoa; Chordata; Actinopteri; Cypriniformes; Cobitidae. The record is from RefSeq and is a predicted model, not a curated record.
AGAAGAAGAGAGGAGGGACUCUACGUAGACAGUCAGUGUGAUGUUUUCCCCACUUAUUCUCUCUCCUUCUUUUCCUUUUCUCACUUCCAUCCCUACUUGUUAAACAGACAGUGCUUCAUUCACUGUACAGAUGGACACCAGAUCUUAUUUGAUCCUUUUUCUGGACCAAUCUUUUUCCUUCCCCUCUGUCAUUUAGUUCUCUCUCUCUUUCCCUCUCUCUCUCCCUCAGUUGUUUAUUUCCCCCAUCGCCCCACUUUAACUCAGCAUGGUGAACAGAUAACUGCUAAGCUGUUGAACAUGGGCUCCUGCCUCUGCAAAGGUCACCAAGCUUACCUGUCAGUCUGUUCAGCCCUCCACCUGUCUGUUAUCUCCACCUCAAAUCAUUCACAUGAUCUUCAAAGUGCCCAGCAACUUCCUAUGGAAGAGCUUCAGUCUUACGCUGAAGGACAGCCUAUUUUCCAGGGUAACCAUCAGUCCUACAAUGGGGGUUUGUCAGAUAAAAGGAGCAGUAGUGGGUAUGACAUUGGAGAACUGGCAACAUCUUCCCUGCUGGGACUGCUGGCCACCAUUAAGGACCACAUCACCAAACCCACAGCAAUGGCCCAAGGCCGGGUCGCCCAUCUGAUUGAGUGGAAGAGUUGGGGAGGCGAGGCGACGUCUGGAGGCUUGUAUGGAUGGAGUAGAGAUGGUGGUGGCUGGGGAGGUGUCGGAGCGGCACUGCAGGAGGACGAACAGCUCUACUCUCACCUCACUGAUGAAAUCAAGGAAGCUCGAUUUGCUGCAGGUGUGGCAGAGCAGUUUGCCCUGGCUGAGGCAGCGAUGAAUGCCUGGUCCACACAAGACAUUGAAAGUCAAGCCACCACCAGCACAAUCCCAUUACAAGACCCCGAGGGCCUUUAUCUCUCUCAGUUCCUGUUGGAUGGAGGGAGUCUAGGUGUUCCUCAGCAUCUCUACAGAAUGCACAUGGAGGCUAAUGAUGAAACCAGUUCUCUGGGUCCUUCUCAGCCCCCUAAAUCCCAUUCCCCCAGCCAAUCCUCGCAGCGUCCUGAACAACAGCAGAUCAUUUCUCAGUCGGAAAGGGCCAUGCGACACGCGGACAGCAUCUCUUUGUCGGAGGAUGAGGUUUUUUAUAACUGACUGACGGCUGGUGAUGAGAAGGAUCAGCAUUUUUCGUCUGUUGUUUGUGUUUGCCGAUGCGAAAGAGAAACGGGAUGAAGUUACGCCUAACAAGGUUAUCGCUUUACUGUUGAAGUACAUUGCUCAGCGUCUUCAAACAAUGAAUGCAGGGAUCGAUGUACGUGCGAUCAUGCUAAUUCCAUAUCAUAUGACCUUUCUGCAAAUGAAACCUUCUCUGUUUUCAGUGAUGAUGACUUUGAGUCAAACCCAUCUAGACGCGUAUUUAUACAGCAACUGCUUGAGACUCACUGCUCCGCCAUGAAAAAAAGUGGAUGUCUUUUAGCACUAAACAGAGAGCCAAAAUAGACACGCUUUCAUCUCCCAGAUAUUACACAGACUUUUUUCCUGGUGUAUAAGAAGAGCUUGUUGAUGCUACAGAGUGCAUAGACGUCUUUUGUGAAGAAUUUGAAUGGCCCAGGAUGAAACUGCAUAUGCCUUUAAGUAAAGCUGCAAUCAUUAGCUGACAUUGAGAUUGUAAAGACUUUGAAGUUAGGGAUUUUGAGUGUAAAAUAUAUAACACACCAAACAACUGGAUGUUGAAGUGUAUACUUGCUGAAGUGUGUACUUUCUGUGCUCACCAAACAGAACUUUAAAAUGAAUGAUUGUUGCAAACAAUCUGAACACUGCCAUUGGUUGUACAAACUUAGUCCAGCCCCAAACUAAUGCCAUUGGUUGGGAUGCUUAAAUAAACAGACCCUUUACACUUCAAAAUCAAC